AUGACAUAUACAGGACUCUCGAGGGUAAACCUAUUUACACUUAAUCAACCGUUUAACAGCGCUGAUUUAAAGGACAUAGAGAUGUCCGACUCUGAUUUUGACGACGAUGACGAUGAGGCCGUUCUUCAGCUCAUGCGGGCAACACAAUCAGCCCCAAAAGCGGCUUCAAACGGCGCAAUUCCCGUCGUGAACGGAGCACUACUGCAAGACUUGUUCAGAGCACAAGGUGAAAUUGCAAUUUUACGCGCACAGCUCGAAUCGAUGCAACGACUGAAGGCGGAGGAAGCUGCACGACUCAAUGCGCAGCUUGACGGCUCGAGGGACUCGGCGAAAGACCAGAUCGAUGCACUUAAACUGUCUGUAGAUAAGCUAGAAGACGAGAAGCGAUUUUUGAGAAAUGAAGUGAUGUCACUUUCAGCAACAAAGCGGCGGAAGGUAUCUGGCGCGGAGGUUUCUGCGGUUAAAAGGUCUGUAGUCAGUGAACCUAUUCCUACUGAAGCACCUAUUCAGAUUAAGGACGACUGGCUGCAACUUUGUCAUCAUUUGUGGCAUUAUACAAUCAAUGGAAGUGACCGCACGUCGAUGGAGCUCCUUUCGCGGGUCUGCUUGCGAACAGGGUUAGAAGUUGGGCCUAAUUUCAGAAUCGAGGCGGAAUCGCUGCUUCUGGACCAGAUCUGGGCCUACUUCAUGACCCUUAACCAUUUGCGCCUUGAUGGCGUCGUUUCUGCAUUUUGCGAGCUGGUUCUCGCUCUCGUCUGCAAAUUACUUGAGGGUUUUCACGGCAGCAGACUGGAUCUGCUAUUAGGUGUACCCUUUCUCUUAUCUCUCGUUUAUGCUGCGCUAAGUUUCAAACCUCUGGCAGUAUCGGAAACUUUGGCGUCGCACAUACUCGUUGAAAUGGGUCAAAUCACCCAGCGAUUUGUGUUCGUACUCCAGCUCAAUGACGAGGAGGAAGAAACCCUUAUGGGUCACGAGAAUGUCACUUAUCAGCAACGACUACUUGAGAAUUUUACACUCGUGGUAUGUCUUGAUGUCAUAGAAUAUACCAUGGUUUUAUCCACGCAAUUUGGAAUGGGGUCGGUUAGGGGUGUUUGGCAAAAGCGAGUAUUUGACCCAGACCUUCUUCAGAAAGUUCUUCCUGACAAUACCGAACGGUUCGUGAACACAUUUCAAAUAAACGCCGUCUUCAAUGUUGUGGAGAUUAUAUUUCUGUCACUAAGUGAAGAUGGCUUUGCUACUGGUGAUGAAGAUGCGAACAGGGGUUUGGUGAAGUCGCUUAUCAAAGCCUUCCUAAUAGACAUAGACAUAAAAGAGGACUUUCUUUUCUAUGGCCUCAACCGAAUGGUUGGAAACAACACUAACUUUGAGUCUUUCGUCGACAUUAUCCCGCACCGACUUCCAGCGUUCUUAAACAGUUCCUUCACCUCUAUUCCUUGUCCUGCAAAACCUAAACCGCGGUCGGAAAAAGAGGCGUUUGACAUUCUCUUGAAACAUGACCAUCAUUUGCUCAGCUUGAAAAUACGCAUAGCCACAUUGUUGGAGUCUGUGAUUGUUUCUGGAAUGAGCGGUAUAAUCAAUCUGCGUGAGAACAUCAAGCUGAUUGUGCGGGUGAUGGGAUUUGAACAGAAUCUUAUUAUGCAACAGCCUAGAUAUCAAUAUGUGUACAUGAGGAUACAAAUCAUAGCUAUCUUGGUGCGUAUGCUAUACUACAUUAUAGACGAGAACAAGAACAUCAAUACGCUAAUUUACCCCGAAACACUCUACGAGAUCUUGGUGGUAUUGAUGAGAAUUGCUUUCGGAUCGGAUUCGCUCUCUUUGGAGGCACACAAACUCUUAGCGGCGGUGAGGGCUCGAGGCGCACUCAACAUUGAAGUGUUCAAUCGACACUGCGAGCUCCGUAGCCGUGAAAUUGCCCAUUUAAAUAUUUACAAUCCACAGACAUCCAGUUCGGGUGAAUUGGCUGACGUCGAAGGAGAUUUCGCGAACGGACUCGAGUUUCCUUAUGAUUCAGAGACAAUCGAAAUUGCACGAGAAAUCUUGGGUGUUUGUCUCAAUCACGACGAGGCAGACAACUUGUAUUUCAACAUGACGAGCCAGAUGCCAUAA
This is a messenger RNA of Australozyma saopauloensis, 2106 nucleotides long. RefSeq lists its product as uncharacterized. The record is from RefSeq and is a predicted model, not a curated record. Bases 1 to 2106 code for a protein of 701 amino acids. Lineage: Eukaryota; Fungi; Ascomycota; Pichiomycetes; Serinales; Metschnikowiaceae. The transcript has a single exon. Gene Ontology annotation, biological process: DNA damage checkpoint signaling.